Sciurus carolinensis (gray squirrel) is the source of this 1814-nucleotide messenger RNA. RefSeq names its product FXYD domain containing ion transport regulator 6 (gene Fxyd6). The record is from RefSeq and is a predicted model, not a curated record. NCBI's taxonomy places the organism in Eukaryota, Metazoa, Chordata, Mammalia, Rodentia, Sciuridae. Gene Ontology annotation, cellular component: membrane. Bases 210 to 494 code for a protein of 94 amino acids. Gene Ontology annotation, molecular function: sodium channel regulator activity. The transcript is spliced from 8 exons. Gene Ontology annotation, biological process: regulation of sodium ion transmembrane transporter activity.
GCCACCGAGGCGCCCGGCCGAGCGAACCCCCGCCCAUCACAUCCGCGCCCGCCGCGCCCCGCCGCCCGCCCCAACUCUCCGGAGCCGGGAGGCGGGAAAGCAGCGCAGGCCGCGCCCACCGCCCUGCCCCCCGCCCGCCACUCCCAGCUCCUCGGGACUCCGCACGUCCUCCUGGGAUCUGCGCGGAGGGAACCGGCUGUGCAGACGCCAUGGAGGUGGUGCUGAUCUUUCUCUGCAGCCUGCUGGCUCCCACAGUCCUGGCCAGUGCAGCUGAACAGGAGAAAGAAAAGGACCCUUUUCAUUAUGACUACCAGACCCUGAGGAUUGGGGGAUUGGUGUUUGCUGUGGUUCUCUUCUCGGUUGGGAUCCUUCUUAUCCUAAGUCGCAGGUGCAAGUGCAGUUUCAAUCAGAAGCCCCGGGCUCCAGGAGACGAGGAAGCCCAGGUGGAGAACCUCAUCACCGCCAAUGCGGAGCCCCAGAAAGCAGAGAACUGAGGAGUAGCCUCCAGUGGGAAGCCUCCACAACCUGAAGGCAGCUGCUCCAACCUUCAGAGGCGGAUGUCGAUGCUUCAGAAAGCCGGCCACUUCAACAACAGAUCCUUCCCCAGGAGAAGCCAAGAACUCGCGUGCCCCUCGCACCCUUCCUGUGCCCGCUAACCCUGGUCCUCUACAUCAUCAUGCAACUAACCCUGGCUUCCCCACCCGCAGCCUGUGGUCCCACCUAGUGUGUGUGUGCACCCGCGCAUUUGUUGACUUGGUCGUCGUGGCUACUUGUUGGUGGCUGGUAUUGUGUUCGUGAACUGUAGACUCGCUUUCCUGGGCAGGGGCUGAGCCUCGUUGCCAUCGGUUCCUGCCUGCCUCCCUGUGGCUCUCCAUCCUCUCCUGCUCUCUGGAGUCUGCUUUUGCCCUGAGAGCCCCACCCCUUCUCUUGAUUUAGGGAUGAGGGUCAAGUAGGUGCCCAGGCAGGAGUCCCCAGCUCCCAGCUAUCUUGGGCUGGGGAAAUGUUCUAUCCUUGCUCCUGACAGACUCUCAGUCCUUUCAUAAGAUCCUCACUCCCCUGUUCCACCCUGACCCAAGUCUGCCUGGAGGGUCUCUUAGCAGUUGGAGAUGGGAAGAAGUUGCUGGGGAGCCCAGCAUUGCUGUCAGGCAGGCUCUGCCCUUCCAUGGCCACUUUCCUCUUGGAUCCUCCACUGUGGAACCCCCAUCUGCCCUGCCCCUUUGCAGAGCACCCAGGGAUUCCAGGCCCAGGGCUUCUACUCUACCCCUGGGGAACGUGCCCCUUGCAUAUCUUCUCAGCAAUAACCCCAGGGGCUCUGGAACCCUCCCACCCUCUCCCACCUAACCUGCUUCUGAGAUUUCAGUCUGGGCUCAGACUCCCAUGCUGAAGUUGGGUCACUGGCAGGCGACAGCUGAGGGAUUCCCGUUCUGCUGGGGUCAGCUUGUGGAGAUGGGAUGGGCAGUGGGGAGAGCGGGUGGUCUUUGCUUCUCUGCCCAGGUCCCCUCGGUUGGGCAGCAGGGACAGCUUCUGCGUCAUUUCUCUGCCUGUUGAUCGGAACAUGAGUGUUGGAGUGAUGCGUGAGACCACAGCUCUGUUGCAGGUUGGAGACCCAUCAGGGCACCCUGAAGCCCUGCUGGAGGGCGAUGGCAAGAAGUUGAAGGUCAUAAGAAUGGAAACUCAGCCUGACCCGCCCCACCCGUCCAUUGCGUUUGUGGAAACUAACCAAACCGUGAUGCGUGACCAGGACUGCUGUUCUCUGUCUUGUGAUCUAUCCUCCCAACAGAAAGAAAUAAAUAAGACAUCAUUGUUUCCUAGUG